This is a messenger RNA of Hibiscus syriacus, 906 nucleotides long. Its product is annotated as protein DCL homolog, chloroplastic-like. The coding region runs from base 83 to 676 and encodes 197 amino acids. The record is from RefSeq and is a predicted model, not a curated record. NCBI's taxonomy places the organism in Eukaryota, Viridiplantae, Streptophyta, Magnoliopsida, Malvales, Malvaceae. Gene Ontology annotation, cellular component: chloroplast. Gene Ontology annotation, biological process: chloroplast organization; chloroplast rRNA processing. The transcript is spliced from 3 exons.
UUCGAUUCGACCCCACCUCCAAAAAGUGAAGAAGUGACGAGUUAACUAUCAUCAGUUCCUCAACCACACUUCACUCACACUUAUGGCCUCUCCUCUGCUUCUCAAAGGCAUCCCGCUGCUGCGGAUCCGGUUGCAACGGUACAACUGUCUCUUCGCCGGAACCGUUUCGUCUCCGCGGCGACCUUUUUGUGCCGCUUCAGACACGACUGGGCAUAAAGAGGAGGUAUCAUCUGCGGAGAAAAGCGGUUCGGUGCUAACUGUGAGAGAUCCACCGAAGUACCAUAGGUGGGAUGAUCCUGAUUACAGGAAAUGGAAGGAUAAGGAGGAAGAGAUUCUUCGAGACAUCGAGCCUAUCAUUUCUCUAGUUAAAGAGAUUCUUCACUCCAAUAGGUAUAAGGAUGGGGAACGUUUAAUUGUUUCGGAUGAGGAAACUGUGCUAGAGAAACUUCUUCGUCAUCAUCCACAUUCUGAAGAUAAAAUUGGGUGUGGACUUGAUUCUAUUAUGGUUGAUCGACAUCCUCAGUUUAGUCGCUCAAGGUGUCUCUUUGUUGUUAGAACUGAUGGUGGAUGGAUAGAUUUCUCAUACCAGAAGUGUCUCCGAGCGUACAUUCGAGAUAAAUACCCAUCUCAUGCAGAAAGAUUUAUUAGAGAACAUUUUAAACGCGGUAGUGGUUAAAAUGUGGAAACAUAAUGUUAGUAGCAGUGUUAAGAGUAUGAUUUUGGUGUCACUGUUGAUGUUUUAAAUAUAUCCUUUGGUUAGAGAGAUUGUCAAUUUGUAUCAGAGACCUAUAUAUAGCCUUGAUUUCUGGGUUUCAAUGUUGUAAAUGACUCUUGACUAAUGCUUCAUGUUUACAAUUUCAAAUGAGGACAGAAAAAUAUUAUUGAAAUGAGCCUCUCACUCUGUCG